Molecule: messenger RNA, 1725 nt
Organism: Vitrella brassicaformis
Lineage: Eukaryota; Vitrellaceae
Source: the annotation of a GenBank genome assembly
CUUCGAUGUGAGCGACUUUGGCAGGAUGCAGCACAGUUCUGGCCACUCGGGUGAAUGUCAAUGCGCCAAAUGUGUUCAGCUUCGUGUGACCAUCGAGGCCUUACAGACAACCAUCAGCCGUGCAGCAAGAUCUCCGGAUGGCGACGAUGGCGAGGCAGAUGACGGGGGUCUGCACACAGCCCUUGACCUGCUGCAGACCUUCCAGCUGCGGCACAGCAACGCCAUCGCCCCUGACAACAAGAAUGCUGAGUCAGCUGGUACAGCUGGUGUCCGGUGCUUCGAGGAUAUCCUCUGCCCCCCUCUCCGUCCGCCCUUCUGCUUCCCCGACAGCACACGAGGCCUCCGUCAGCUGUCCUACGACCCAUCUGCCUUUCGCCCGCGAGAUUAUCACCGCUUCCUUCUCACCGGCCGCCUCGCACCCCUCACACACACCACCCAAAGAGAUGCACGUGGCUGCAGGGGUGGUCCUCCUAUUGAGGUGACCAUGGCAUUCCUGGUGGGCAGUGGUCGGUCAGGCACUACUUUCCUGGCUGAGGUCGUCUCGCAGCUGGGCUGUGACGAGGCGGCAGGCUAUGAUGGCAUCUUUGUGCUGGACGAGCCGCGGCAGCUGUGGCUGCCGGCCUUCCCAUCGAUGGAUGUCUGGUCCACUGAGGCACCUAAGAGAAGCGGGAGGCUGGGGGGGCUUUCCGCAUCGCCACUGUCGGCUGACGCCAUCUCUCAAGUCCGGCAGGGCUAUCGGCGAGUCAUCCGAACCCUUGUCGACGCCCAGCAAUCACCGAGAGGCGGCGAAUCACCUGACGCUCGUCGGGUGCUGAUGGUGGAGAAGUUUCCGGAGCAUGGCUUCUCUAUCGACCUGCUGGCCAAGGUCUUCCAGCAGCCUCACGACAGCAUCAGCAGCAGCCAGCGGGACGAUCGAGUGUCCUUUGCGGCUCCCGUGCGUGUGAUUCACGUGGUACGUGACGGCAUAGAGGUGGCGCGGUCCAUCCGGCAGCUGUGCGUGGCGGGCGGUGGCGCGUCGGCAUGGUAUGGCGUCAAGGACCUGUGGAAAUGGCGGCAGCUGCUCACACUCAUCCAUGGAUUGGGCGACCUUCAGCAGCCACAGCCAUCAUUCUGGUCGCUCAUCCGUCGUGAUUACCGUCCUGCAUCGGCCAUGGCAGCAGGGGCUAGCGAAUGGACGGCGAGUGAGUGUGGUGAGCUGUUUGCCAUGGGGCUGCUGGAGUGGGCGCUGGCCAUCCAUGCCGCAAGGAACGGGACAAUCGAUCAGGGCGUGAGUGUGUCAGAGGUGCCCUACAAGAACAUGAUCACGUGCCCUCAGGCAGCCAUGGCCUCGGUGGGCGGCGCCCUGGGCCUGUCCGACCAUGCAGUGUCAUCGCUGGCCAGGUGUGUGUAACAUUCAUUAUACAUCGGUUGAUCGUCCCUUGGCUGGCUGUUGUGUGUGUGUGUGUGUAGGGUAUGCGAGGCGCAUACGAGUGCCAAAAGCCGGCAAGCCUAUGCGAGUGGUGCGUCGGUGAUGCUGUCCGAUGACGAGAGGCGCGUGCUGUCGUGUUGCGGUGGGUCGCUGAUUGGGGCUUAUCUGGUUGAGGCAUCGAUGUGCAACCCCACACACAGAGAGGAAAUAGAGAGAGUGUGCCGCGUCAGCCAGGCGGGAGAGGAGCUAUAGACCAUGUGCAUGAUGAGAUGAAUGGGAUCGAUUCAUGCACUGCACGAGGGAUGAAUCAUAUGGAG